AUGGUUCGUGGUAUUGAAGGGAACGAGAUGGCGACGCCUCGGACAUCGUUGAAGAAGGCAACAAGCAGUCAAUCAUCCAAAGGACCGAAGCAGCAAAGUAUAGCAGGCUUCUUCGCCAAACGACCUGCUGGCCAGUCCAACGCUACCACUCCGGCGAAGAGAGAUAUUACAGGCGUAGUCAAACCGCCGAGGUCCAGUGCCGAUCUGACUCCGGCACCUAGCAGUGGCAUCGCAGCAUCUUCUAGUCCUCCAGCAGCACCAGGACCGUCUCAAAGCUCGUUGGGUGAUGGGCGGAACAAGGAGAACGAAACGCCAGGCACAUCGUUCUCGAGCCCGUCACGUAAGGUUAAGAAGCAAGUGAACUACGCAGAGUCAGAUGAUGGUGAAGAUGAGGAGGAAGUGCUCAAGCCAUUCUCCGGCAAUGGACGAGCCAACAAGCGUCGUCGUAUCAGCGUCAAAGACGAGUCGGAUGAUGAGUAUGGUUUUGAUGAGGCCACACAAGCAGCGAUGGAGCAGGAGGAAGAUGCCGAAGCAAUAGACGAUUUCGUCGUUGCAGACGACGAUGAAGAGCAGCCGCCUAAGAAAGCUAAACGACGACCGACGCCGUCUGGCUCGCGAAAGAGCUCAAGCAAGCCUGCAUCGCCACCGGCCCUUACUGUCGAGGAGAGCGAAGAGAUCCCGACAGUCUCGACCGCGCAGCAAUGGAACUUCGAUCCAGAUGCACCACCGCCAACAGAGCGUCGCAAGCCACCACCAAAGAAACAACCCGUUGCCGAUGGGAAGAAGGCCAAGGCUCAUCACACAGACCCAGCAGAUCGCCACCCAUGGCUAGCACAUAUCCAAGACGCUGACCGUCAUCCUCCUGAUCAUCCAGAUUACGAUCCACGUACACUGUACAUCCCUCCCAUGGCCAUAAGCAAGCUUAGCGACUUCGAGAAGCAGUACUGGGACAUCAAGAAGAACUUCUGGAACACCAUUGUCUUCUUCAAGAAGGGCAAAUUCUACGAGCUAUACGAAAACGACGCUACCGUUGGCCACCAGCUCUUCGAUCUCAAGCUCACUGAUCGUGUGAACAUGCGCAUGGUUGGCGUACCAGAAGCCAGCCUCGACCACUGGGCAAAUCAGUUCGUGGCUAAAGGCUAUAAGAUCGCUCGUGUCGAUCAGAUGGAGAGUGCUCUUGCGAAGGAUAUGCGAGAACGUAGCGAUGCAGUGAAGAGUGAUAAGAAGGACAAGGUCAUUCGUCGUGAACUCGCUUCCGUACUCACGUCCGGUACCUUGACCGAUGGCGGUAUGCUUCAGGACGACAUGGCGACGUAUUGCGCAGCCAUCAAAGAGACAGAGAAGGACGGUCGACCUUGCUUUGGCAUCGCGUUCGUGGAUGCUGCUACAGCACAGUUCCAUCUUGCCAACAUAGUGGACGAUGCGGAUAUGACUCGCUUCGAGACAUUUGUCGCACAGACUAGACCCGGCGAGCUUCUGCUGGAGAAAGGUGCGAUCUCAGCUAAGGCGCUUCGCAUACUCAAGAAUAACACCGGGCCCACUACGAUUUGGAACUACCUCAAGUCAGACAAGGAGUUCUUGACCGCGGAUAAGACACGAAUGAAGAUCGAUGGCGAGGGCUACUUCGACAAGUCAGUGGAAGACUCGGUUGACACUUGGCCUCCGGCGCUUCGAGAAGCAAGGGAUAAGGAGCUUACUUUCUCGGCUCUGGGCGCACUGAUAUGGUACCUUAGCAUGCUCAAGAUCGAACGAGAGCUUGUCACUUGUGGCAACUUCAACUGGUAUGACCCGAUCCGGAAAGCAUCCAGUCUCGUGCUUGAUGGACAAUCACUUAUCAAUCUCGAGAUCUUCGCCAACACAUUCGAUGGUAGCACAGAAGGCACUCUCUUCACAAUGCUGAACCGCUGCAUCUCGCCAUUCGGCAAGCGCAUGCUGCGCCAAUGGGUCUGUCAUCCACUUGCCGAUGCUCGUAGGAUCAAUCAGCGGCUCGAUGCUGUUGACGCACUCAACGCCGAUAGCACUGUCAUGGACCGCUUUACAGCAUCUUUAUCACGACUGCCUGAUCUUGAACGACUGAUCUCGCGCGUCCACGCCGGCAGAUGCAGACCCCAAGACUUCGUCAAGGUCCUCGAAGGCUUCGAGCAGAUUGAAUAUACUAUGUCGCUGCUUAGCUCCUUUGGGGCUGGAGAAGGUGUUCUCGGUCAGCUUAUUACAUCCAUGCCUGACCUGGCAGGUGCCCUCGAGGAGUGGAAAGAUGCUUUUGACCGACCAAAAGCCAAGGAAGAAGGCUUCUUUAUUCCACAACCUGGAGUCGAAGAAGAGUUCGAUGCUAGCCAGGAGCGCAUUGACGAUGUCGAGAAGGAAUUGCAGAAGCUGCUAAACAAGGCUCGCAAGGACCUCGGGUCCAGCACGAUCAAGUUCACCGACAAUGGCAAGGAGAUCUAUCAGCUGGAAGUGCCGCUGAAGGUCAAGGGUACGAUCCCGAAGGGCUGGAAGCAGGUCUCUGCCACGAAAGCCGUCAAGCGAUGGUACUUCCCAGAGCUCGAAGGCCUCGUGCAAGAUCUCAAAGAAGCUCAAGAAUCGCACGCGCAAGUGGUAAAGGCACUCAAUGGACGCUUCUAUGCUCGAUUCGAUGAGCACUACACUACAUGGCUAGCCGCUGUCAAGGUGGUGGCACAACUCGAUUGCCUCAUCUCUCUCGCCAAGGCGUCCAGCGCUAUCGGCUCGCCAUCAUGCCGUCCCGAAUUCAUCGAGGACGACGAUGCACCUAGCGUGCUACAAUUUGUUGAGCUUCGGCACCCAUGUAUCGAGACCACGACCAGCUUCAUUCCGAACGACAUAGCACUUGGUGGCGACGAGGCUACAAUGACUCUCCUCACCGGUGCCAACGCUGCUGGCAAAUCGACCGUGCUCCGCAUGACGUGCAUUGCUGUGAUCCUGGCCCAAGUCGGCUGCUACGUGCCUUGCGAGUACGCACGCAUGACACCCGUCGAUCGCAUCAUGUCUCGCCUCGGCGCCCACGACAACAUCUUCGCGGGCCAAAGCACUUUCAUGGUCGAAUUGUCGGAGACGAAGAAGAUUCUGUCGGAAGCCACACCUCGGUCAUUGGUGAUUUUGGACGAGCUCGGUCGUGGCACGAGUAGCUACGAUGGCGUGGCGGUCGCGCAAGCGGUGCUACAUCACAUCGCCACGCACGUCGGCUCCCUCGGGUACUUCGCCACGCACUACCACUCACUGGCGUCGGAGUUCGCUUCCCAUCCACAGAUCACGCCCAAGCGUAUGGCUGUACGCGUCGAGCACGACGUCCGCGAUGUCACGUUCUUGUACAAGCUCGAGGAAGGCGUGGCCGAGGGCAGUUACGGUAUGCAUUGUGCCGCCAUGUGUGGUAUUCCAGAGAAGGUCAUUAGGGCUGCUGAGCAGGCGGCCAUGAGCUGGGAGCAUACCGGUCGUAUCAAGGAGAGCGUGGAGAAGGCUCAGCAGAGCGAGUGGUUACCUCUCGGUAUGCUCAGUGACAUUGCCUGGAUGGUGAAAGAUCGCAAUGAUGCGGAUGAGGAGGAUUUGGGUGUCAGUGAGAAGAGUCUAGAGAUCCUGCGAAAGGCUAUCGCGGCUUUGUAA
This is a messenger RNA of Recurvomyces mirabilis, 3615 nucleotides long. It is a transcript of the gene MSH6, whose product is annotated as DNA mismatch repair protein msh6. Lineage: Eukaryota; Fungi; Ascomycota; Dothideomycetes; Mycosphaerellales; Teratosphaeriaceae. The transcript is spliced from 3 exons. Gene Ontology annotation, cellular component: nucleus; MutSalpha complex. The record is from RefSeq and is a predicted model, not a curated record. The coding region runs from base 1 to 3615 and encodes 1204 amino acids. Gene Ontology annotation, molecular function: mismatched DNA binding; ATP binding; ATP-dependent DNA damage sensor activity. Gene Ontology annotation, biological process: mismatch repair.